Strongyloides ratti is the source of this 1434-nucleotide messenger RNA. Its product is annotated as NADH dehydrogenase [ubiquinone] iron-sulfur protein 2, mitochondrial. The coding region runs from base 1 to 1434 and encodes 477 amino acids. The record is from RefSeq and is a predicted model, not a curated record. The transcript has 2 exons. Gene Ontology annotation, molecular function: NADH dehydrogenase (ubiquinone) activity; quinone binding; NAD binding. Lineage: Eukaryota; Metazoa; Nematoda; Chromadorea; Rhabditida; Strongyloididae. Gene Ontology annotation, biological process: mitochondrial electron transport, NADH to ubiquinone.
AUGGUUAUGCGACUUAGGCCUGUUGUCGCUUCUAUUUUGAGACCAACAACCAUUUUGAGAAAUCAACAACUAAGAAAUGGACAUACCAUUUGGUACCCAGAUGCCGAAUUUGAAAGAGAUUUCAAGACUGCAGGUACUUUAGGCCGUGUACAUUUUCCAAAAAUUGAUGAUAAGUUUGAGAAAGAUAUUGGUUUAGAAAAAUUGCAAAAACUUUUGCUUGAAGAACCUGUUUUUUCGGAUAGUUUUGGAGGAAAAAAACGUGAGAAAAUUCUUGAAAAUAUGAUUCUUAAUUUUGGUCCACAACAUCCUGCUGCUCAUGGUGUGUUACGCCUUGUUCUAAAACUUGAAGGAGAAGUUAUUAUUAAAGCUAUUCCUCAUAUUGGACUCCUUCAUCGUGCUACUGAAAAAUUAAUUGAGCAUAAAACUUACACUCAAGCACUUCCAUAUUUUGAUAGAUUAGAUUAUGUUUCAAUGAUGUGUAAUGAACAAGCUUAUUCAUUAGCUGUUGAAAAGCUUCUUGGAAUAACUCCUCCACCACGUGCUCAAAUGAUAAGAAUUUUUAUGGCCGAAAUGACGAGAAUUCAAAAUCAUAUUAUGGGUAUUACAACUCAUGCACUUGAUGUUGGUGCUAUGACUCCAUUUUUCUGGAUGUUUGAAGAACGUGAAAAAAUGUUUGAGUUUGCUGAACGUGUCUCUGGAGCUCGUAUGCAUGUAAAUUAUGUAAGACCUGGUGGUGUUGCUUGGGAUCUUCCUCUUGGUUAUUUAGAUGAUGUUUACGAUUGGUGUGUUAAAUUUCCACAACGUAUUGAUGAACUUGAAGAUAUGUUAACGGAAAACCGCAUCUGGAAACAGCGUACACAAGAUGUUGGUAUUGUAACAGCAUCUGAUGCCUUAAAUUGGGGAUUCUCUGGAGUUAUGUUACGUGGAUCUGGAAUUAAAUGGGAUGUAAGAAAAUCUUCUCCUUAUGAUGGAUACGAGAAAAUUGAUUUUGAUGUGCCAAUUGGAACUCGGGGUGACUGUUAUGAUAGGUAUUUAUGUCGUCUUGAAGAAAUGAGACAAUCUCUCAAAAUAAUACUUCAUUGUUUAAAUAAUAUGCCACCAGGAGAAAUUAAGGUAGACGAUAAUAAAGUAGUUCCACCAAAGAGAGCUGAAAUGAAGGAGAGUAUGGAAUCAUUGAUUCAUCAUUUUAAAUUCUUUACCGAAGGAUAUCAAGUACCACCUGGUGCAACAUAUGUAGCUACAGAAGCACCAAAAGGAGAAUUUGGAGUAUAUUUAGUGGCUGAUGGGACAAGUAAACCAUAUAGAUGUUUUAUCAGGGCUCCAGGUUUUGCUCAUCUAGCUGCUUUACAUGAUGUUACAUACAUGUCCUUGAUUGCCGAUGUUGUAGCUGUAAUUGGAACUAUGGACAUUGUAUUUGGAGAAGUAGAUCGUUAA